UGUUAUUCCACCUGCUCCUUGGCUGAGGUUGGAGACAUUUUCAUGUAAGCGUAGCCAAGAGCUGUAUGUAUCCAUUGGAAUAUUCAUCGUCACGGUUCAGUCAUAUGCUGGCGGCGAAUCCAUUCUGGAGAAGUUUUUGAAAGCAGUGUCGAGGAGUCAAAUUGUUCGAAAUGCCAUCAGGACUACAGGGUGUGGAACAGAACGAUGGUGACACUGCAGAACUGUGCAUUGAACGCCUGUUAACAAAACUCUCUGAGGUGGAAAUUGUAUUGGCGGCUCACGAAGGAAGAGCAAACCAGAUGAAAAAAGAGCGAGAUGCAGCCAACGCAGCCAACGAAAGACUACAGAAAGAAAUAACUAAAUUAACUAAUAAUCUUUUGAGAAAUAGAUGGAGCUCUGCAGUUCAGAAUAUUGGAAUUAUCGAAGAACAAGAGAACGGAGACGGGAACUUUGAAGGAGAAGACGAGAAUUACGACUUGGCCUUGAACCGAAGGCGCCGAGGCAGUCUCCCUGUGGCCUCCAUGCGACGAAGAGGUUCCUUAGAUCACCCAAAAGAUUUGAGAAAACUGCUUGACCAGCGAAGCAAUGAGGUGCUACAACAACGACAGCAAUAUAGGAUCUUUGCAAACAGGUUUAAACAAGAAGUACGCAGGUGCAGCAGGUUGGAGCAAGACACAGAGCGCUUGAAACAACUCCUGGUAGAUUUGUUAUCCAUUCAUAACAGAUUCCAUCGAUCGUAUGUGUUUCCGUGUAAUAAUGUUACAGCAGUAGUAAUCAUCGUAUUAAUUGCCUUAACUAUGAUUGGAAUAAUUGUGUUUAACAUAACUGAAAUAAGGUUUUCACGGGGCUAUGUUCGGUAGCCUGGCGCAGGGUAACGUUUUCAAACCUUUUUCCAUAUUUUCCAUAUUUAUCUAAAACUGAACAGAAGGAGAAAUUGUUUGAAGAAUCUCUUGCUCUUUGUCUUUGUAAAAUGUCAUUGAAUUUUCCACGUAGUUUCUGAUCACACUUAUAAUAUACAAUAGGCCUCAAACAAAGACAGCUUUGAAAAAAAUCCCCAGGCUAGAGAGCGAUCAUCCCCAUUAGGUGCACAUAAGAAUUUACUAUUUUUUUUCUUUUAAGCACCUUAAACCAACGGUAUGAUUCUAAAAGGUUAUGUUACAUUUUUGACAAGAAGCCACAGCCCACCUUAGUAUUUAGAGAAGGUGGUAGUGGGCCAAAAAAAAGGUAUGAAGUCAUUUUUAUCAUAAUAUUCGUGUGAUAUCCUCAACCUUGCGUAGUAAAUAGAGAAUGAUAUGUGGGGGUGCGUAUAAGAUCCCAGUUUCAAUGAAAAAGUAAGUUUUUGCACAUCAACGGUCGCUUCCCAUUUCUUCAGCAAUAGAUGCUCAGUAAGUGAAUCAGUUUUUCUGCGAUUACGACUAAAUGUAGAUGCUAUAACAUUUAACCGGUAGGGAUGUUUUUCGGUCACAAAUGAAUAAUAAUUUCGUAAAUAACUCAAGAAAAUAUAACAAUGUUUUAAACAUUAAGAAAUACUCCGAUUGUUUUUUCUUCGAAGGUUUAGCGUUUAUACAGAGUAUUAAAAAUCGGUUGUGGACAAUAA
Molecule: messenger RNA, 1597 nt
Organism: Stylophora pistillata
Lineage: Eukaryota; Metazoa; Cnidaria; Anthozoa; Scleractinia; Pocilloporidae
Source: RefSeq, a predicted model, not a curated record